Messenger RNA from Eutrema salsugineum, 1999 nucleotides. RefSeq names its product probable polygalacturonase. Gene Ontology annotation, molecular function: polygalacturonase activity. The transcript has 7 exons. The record is from RefSeq and is a predicted model, not a curated record. Lineage: Eukaryota; Viridiplantae; Streptophyta; Magnoliopsida; Brassicales; Brassicaceae. Gene Ontology annotation, biological process: carbohydrate metabolic process. The coding region runs from base 386 to 1801 and encodes 471 amino acids.
UUUCUCUCUGUGACCCUCUUUGUCUCUUUCUAACAGAACAUCAAAAUAAGGUAUCACUAGACAUCUUAGAUUUCAUCGAAUGUUGUUCAUCUUCUUCUUCUUUAAUUUUGCUUUAAAAGUCCUUAAUUAGAUGUUAUCCCCUUUGCUGGGUUUCGCCAUUUUCGUACGGGAAGGAGGUAAUUUGGUGAUGGCAAAGGGUACGGAGAAGGUAGAAGAUGGACCUACUGCUUGAAUUUUGGCGGGCAAAAACGGUCGCUUUCAAUGAUUUUUUUGUCCAGUUCUGUGAGAGAGAGAGAGAGAGAAAGGAGUUGAAGCCAAAGAAACUCAGAUUGCUGUCAGGAUUUAGGUUUCUGGAGCUCAAGGAGAUCACAGAUCUUUUAUUCAUAUGAAGAGAUCUUUCCUUCUCCUGUAUGUGCUCCUAGUACAGGCAUUAUAUGGAGCUUGGUGUUGUGUUGGAGGAAGCCUGCAUUGUGAAUAUUCCAAUUCAGCGAGUCUUCACAGGCCACACAGCGUAUCGAUUACAGAGUUUGGAGCUGUUGGAGAUGGCGUCACUUUAAACACUAAAGCCUUUCAGAAUGCUUUGUUCUACCUCAAUUCUUUCUCUGAUAAAGGUGGUGCCAAGCUUUUUGUUCCCGCUGGUCAGUGGCUAACCGGGAGUUUCGACCUUAUCAGUCACCUAACGUUAUGGCUAGACAAGGGUGCAACGAUUCUCGGGUCAACGAGCUCGGAGAAUUGGCCUGUGGUUGAUCCAUUACCAUCAUAUGGACGAGGAAGAGAAUUGCCAGGUAGAAGGCAUAGGAGUCUUAUAUAUGGUCAGAAUCUCACAGAUGUAGUCAUAACAGGCGAAAACGGGACAAUUGAUGGUCAAGGAAGUAUAUGGUGGGAUUGGUUUAGAAAUGGAGAGCUAAACUAUACAAGACCUCAUCUUGUUGAGCUCAUGAACUCUACUGGUCUGGUCAUCUCCAACCUCACAUUCUUGAAUUCGCCAUUUUGGAACAUCCAUCCUGUUUAUUGCAGAGAUGUUGUUGUAAAGAAUCUCACAAUCUUGGCUCCUCUUGAAUCUCCAAAUACAGACGGAGUUGAUCCAGACUCAUCAACGAAUGUUUGCAUAGAGGAUUGUUACAUAGUAACCGGAGAUGAUUUGGUAUCGAUAAAAAGCGGAUGGGAUGAGUACGGAAUAUCGUACGCAAGACCGAGCUCCAAGAUCAAGAUCAAUCGGUUGAGUGGUCAAACUAGUUCGAGCUCAGGAAUAGCCAUCGGAAGCGAAAUGUCAGGAGGUGUGUCUGAGAUCUAUAUCAAAGAUUUACAUUUAUUCAAUUCCAACACUGGAAUCAGAAUCAAGACUUCUCCUGGAAGAGGAGGGUAUGUCAGAAACGUUCACAUAUCGAACGUGAAGCUCGAUAAUGUGCAGAAAGGGAUUAGAUUCACCGGUACGUAUGGUGAACAUCCUGACGAAAAGUUUGAUCCUAUAGCACUUCCGGUUAUCGAGAAAAUCACCAUUGAGAAUGUUAAUGGCGAAGAUAUAGGUGUUGCGGGUCUUCUUGAAGGUAUAGAAGGAGAUGUGUUUAAGAAUAUAUGUUUCCUUAAUGUUACUCUUACAGUGAAGAAGAAUUCCAAGAGAUCUCCGUGGAAAUGCUCGAAUGUUAGAGGCUAUUCACAGUGGGUUUCGCCGGAAAUUGCUUGUGAUUCUUUUAAAGAGAGCAUCUUCCCGGAGCAUAGCUCUGAUUGUUUUGGGUUAUCAGAGAAUAAACUGGAGGAAUCAAGCGGUUUUAGUAAAUCACCAUGGUUGCUUUCUUGGUAAGUUACUGAAGUUUUGAAGAUGCAAGGGCAAACACAGUUUGCUUGAUUGUGAAGAAACCUCUUUUAAGUUUCCUUCCAAUUUUCCUCUGAGGUUUCGUUUUUCAAGAGUGGUGCUUUUUGUUCUUUCUUUCUUUCUUUUUGCUGUUGUUCUUGUAAAUUUUGUGCAGUGAGGAAAAUAAUCAGAGUGGCUUAAGAGGUU